This is a messenger RNA of Malania oleifera, 1360 nucleotides long. RefSeq lists its product as uncharacterized. Bases 122 to 1081 code for a protein of 319 amino acids. The record is from RefSeq and is a predicted model, not a curated record. The transcript has 3 exons. Lineage: Eukaryota; Viridiplantae; Streptophyta; Magnoliopsida; Santalales; Ximeniaceae.
GAAAAAUGGGUUUUCUGUAGAAACAUCAUUUUUUCAAACACGUUUUCAUCCGAGUUUUUAACUUCCCAGUCUGGCCUGGCGACCCACAGGGAGGGAGGGAGGGAGAGAGAGAGAGAGAGAGAUGGAGGAGACGAAGAGGAGGUGUUUGAGCGGUGUGGCUGUGGAGAAUAUAACGGAGAGACUGUCUUGUCUGGAGAACCUCUACUUCCCUCGAGCUCUGCAACAAUCUGCAGUCGAUCCCUCCGGUCGCAAGGCUAUUCUCCUCGACCUCCUCUCCCGCGACGUCGCUGUUUUCUUGGAGCGAUAUGGUGGUGAAUUGACGUUUGAGGAGCUAGGAGAAUUUGAAACUUUGAAAGAUGAUUACGAGGUCAAUUGGCACAUAAACCAUCUUAGGAGCUUGAAGAGUCCAACAUCCGAGGAGCUGCGGUCUAGGUCAGUGAUGGUGAAGAACAGGCGACGGGCGUAUUUGGACAAGCUGAUGUGUGAAGGAAACUACUUCUCAGAAGACGCAAUGAGGGAGAGAGAGCCAUACUUGCAUCAUGAGUAUUUGGGAAAGUUUCAAGACCCAAGUGGUCGGAGCAUGGCACGCCCAGGGGAGCGGUGGUCGGAGACGUUGUUGCGUAGAGCAGAAGAGGCUCUUUUGGUUGCAAAGAUUAGAGGGGAGCAGCAAAGGUUGGGAGUGGCUGAGAGAGACUGGGUUGGUAAUAAUAUGAGAGAAAACGAGGAGGAGGAGGAGGAGGAGGAGGAGGAGGAAGAGGAAGAGGAAGAGGAAGAAGAUGAUGAUGAUGGUAAGGCUAAUGGAUGUGCACAAUCUUCUGAGGUACCCUUGGAUCAUCGUAGCGCUUUUAAUGGUACCCAAUCCACCACCAUUGUUGGUUCUGCUGAGGUAACAGCUUUAUCUGAAGCAGAGAUGCAAGAACACAUGGACCAAUUCACCCACAUUAUGCAGCAGAAGUUUUUGUCUGGGGAAGAUUUUGAGCAUUUAGACUAUUCAAAAAUAGAUGAAGAUGAGACCUUGGAUGAUCACUGGCUGAGGGAGGCUAACCACGAUGCUGAGGAAAAGUACUUUGCUGAAGAUUAAGAAAGGAUGAAGCUGCUUUCUCUUGCUGCUGCUAUUUUCACCUUCACAUUUUCAAGCAGGUAUCUUAUACACUGUUUGCCCAAGGGAGCUUACUUUUGUGGCACACAUCAUAUAGGUUUCUUAAGUAAAGCAUGUGUUAGGUUUCUUAAGUAAAGCAUGUGGGACCCACAGCUUACUCUCAUGCAAUGUGCUUAAAUACUUGUAGGCUUAACUGUUGUAUAUUGUAUUUAUUGAUGAAGUUUUAGGUAGAAUCCAUAUGGCAGAACUCCUUUCAUUGCC